GCACCAAGCACUGCACCAAGCCCUGCACCCUCCAUCUUGCACCAAUCGCACCGCCCAACUCUUCAAAUCCCCAAUCCAACUAACACACCCCUCCCCCAACAGCUCCCCUUCUGGGUCCUCGUCUCCUUCGGCGCAUACCUGCUCGCCAAGCUCGGCUGGGGCGUCUUCACCUUCAACGACGUGCCCCAGGCGCACAAGGAGCUGAUGGAGGAGAUUGCGCUCGCGCGCGCCGACCUGAGCGCCAAGGGCGUGGAUGUCGAUUAGACAGACUGCUGUCGUCUCUGAGGGAGGGAGGGAUACCCUGAUGUGCGGUGGAUGGAUGUGUGUGUGUGGGGGGGUUGAUGGCUGGGGUGACUGCCUGGUGGAGGGUAGGGUGGUGAUGCGCUCUCUCUUGGGGAGGAAUGGUCACUUGCACGCAAGAACACAGACGGACAGAGAGAGGGGGGGAAGCACGCGAGCCCCGCCUCUGCUAGAGCUACCACAGCAGCAGCCUGCCUACAUGCUCAAGCCGUUUCUUUUUCUUUUCUCUUUUCUUUUUAAAUUUUCCAUUUUCCCUUCCAAAUCCCGUCCCCGUUCCAGAAGCCGCUCUAUAAGAAAGAGUCUCUCCAUCCAUCUAGCUGUUUAUCUGCCUGUCUGUCUGUAUCUGCAUCUGUACUGUACACACCCACAACGAACGCUGCCACGAAAAAAAGAAAAAGAAAUUGAAAAAAAAAAAAAAAAUUUGUCCAAGAAGAAGAUGAAGAAGAAAUCAGAAUUCGAUGUCGAAAAAAAAAAAAACAGUAAAGACGAGAAGAGGAAAGAAAAAAUACAGGAGAAAGGGCGCAAAGAGAGCAAACACUGGCCUGCGCGACCGGGGUAUACAGGACCCGCCUAAUGCCAUGUCGGAAAACAGAUGGCCGCCGCGAACAAAAACUCCUCGAAAAUGACGGCA
Aplosporella prunicola CBS 121167 is the source of this 931-nucleotide messenger RNA. RefSeq lists its product as uncharacterized. The transcript has a single exon. The record is from RefSeq and is a predicted model, not a curated record. NCBI's taxonomy places the organism in Eukaryota, Fungi, Ascomycota, Dothideomycetes, Botryosphaeriales, Aplosporellaceae. Bases 254 to 874 code for a protein of 206 amino acids.